CCGGCUCCUGCAGGCUCCACAAUGGUCCUGGCAGCAUCUUGCUGCACAAUGGUUUCCAGGCGCUGACAGAGGGUGAUUCAGCAAGCCGCUGUUCCUCUGCUGUUCAAGCCUGCCCCUUUUCCUUUUUAUUUUUAUGGGGGGCAGGUGGUGCUUGUUUUAUGCUAACCUUUUUCUUUUCUUUCCCUCUUUUUGCCUUUGCCCUGUUUUUCUCCUUCCCCCUCAAUUCCGAGGGGUUUGAGUGACUUUGGGAUCCGGUUUCCUUGGACAUCACCUGUCCACCAUUAAUUCUAAACAGUUUCCCACCUGCCAAGAAUCGAUUCCUGAUUCCAGUGUGGGAUGUGGCUAAGGAAAAACAAGUAGGGACAAUUUCUGGGGCAAGCACUGCUGGAUAAGAACCGUAGUUCUCAUCACGGAAUGUUUUUGCUUUGAUUUUAGGCUAGAGUGAGAAGCACCACCAGUAGGAUCAUCUCAGAUCUUCGCUAUGGCAACUCAUGCAAGAAGCUGCUGAAUUAAGACCCAUUUCCUAUAGAUGACAAACCCUACAAGCAGUGGAGAUGCUGGUGAAGUUAGAAAAUGUCUUCAAGCCUCAAUUUCCUCAUCUGUAAGGUAUUUAUGAGCCUCCAUUUAUUGUACUACUGCAGUGAACCUACUUUGGAUGUGAAAAUUGCCUUUUGUCAGGGAUUUGAUAAACAAGUGGAUGUGUCAUAUAUUGCCAAACAUUACAACAUGAGCAAAAGCAAAGUUGACAACCAGUUUUACAGUGUGGAAGUGGGAGACUCAACCUUCACAGUUCUCAAGCGCUACCAGAAUCUAAAGCCAAUUGGCUCUGGGGCUCAGGGAAUAGUUUGUGCUGCAUAUGAUGCUGUCCUUGACAGAAAUGUGGCCAUUAAGAAGCUCAGCAGACCCUUUCAGAACCAAACACAUGCCAAGAGAGCUUACCGGGAGCUGGUCCUCAUGAAGUGUGUGAACCAUAAAAACAUUAUUAGUUUAUUAAAUGUCUUCACACCCCAGAAAACGCUGGAGGAGUUCCAAGAUGUUUACUUAGUAAUGGAACUGAUGGAUGCCAACUUGUGUCAGGUGAUUCAAAUGGAGUUAGACCACGAGCGAAUGUCUUACCUGCUAUACCAAAUGUUGUGUGGCAUCAAGCACCUUCACUCUGCUGGGAUUAUUCACAGGGAUUUAAAACCGAGCAACAUUGUUGUCAAGUCUGAUUGCACCUUGAAGAUACUUGACUUUGGACUGGCCAGGACGGCAGGCACAAGUUUCAUGAUGACCCCUUAUGUGGUGACACGCUAUUACAGAGCCCCUGAGGUCAUCCUGGGAAUGGGCUACAAGGAGAAUGUGGAUAUAUGGUCUGUGGGAUGCAUUAUGGGAGAAAUGGUUCGCCACAAAAUCCUCUUUCCCGGAAGGGACUAUAUUGACCAGUGGAAUAAGGUAAUUGAACAACUAGGGACUCCAUGUCCAGAAUUCAUGAAGAAAUUGCAACCCACAGUAAGAAACUAUGUGGAGAAUCGGCCCAAGUAUGCAGGACUCACCUUUCCCAAGCUCUUUCCAGAUUCCCUCUUCCCAGCGGACUCUGAGCACAAUAAACUCAAAGCUAGUCAAGCCAGGGACUUGUUGUCGAAGAUGCUGGUGAUCGACCCAGCGAAAAGGAUCUCAGUAGACGACGCCUUACAGCACCCCUACAUCAACGUGUGGUAUGACCCUGCGGAAGUGGAGGCGCCUCCACCGCAGAUAUAUGACAAGCAGUUGGAUGAAAGAGAGCACACCAUUGAAGAAUGGAAAGAACUUAUCUACAAGGAAGUCAUGAAUUCAGAAGAAAAGACGAAGAAUGGUGUAGUGAAAGGACAACCUUCUCCUUCAGGUGCAGCAGUGAACAGCAGUGAGAGCCUCCCUCCGUCCUCAUCAGUCAACGACAUCUCUUCCAUGUCCACCGACCAGACCCUGGCGUCCGACACUGACAGCAGCCUGGAAGCCUCAGCGGGACCCCUGGGUUGUUGCAGGUGACUAGCCGCCUGCCUGAGAAACCCAGCGUUCUUCAGGAGAUGACAUGACGGAACACGCACACGCACACAUGCAGACACCCCCCCAACACACAAACACACAUCCACCCCAACAAGCAGUGACAAGCAAUCCAGAAGGGAGAGAACCCAGACCCCAGAGUGAAACAAGCUUGUCAGCCUGCUUCUUCUCCAGAGUUCUGUGGCACAGCUGAGCCACAUGCACAUUUCACUCCUAGUUGCUCUUGCUUUGAUCUUCUUCCAACAGUGCUUACUACAGAGAGAGCCAGCCCAACCCAAUUAGAAGAGCCUUUCCUGUAAAGUGUGUCAUUUUGAUGGCUGCCAAACCAGCGACCCGUCCCUGCCCUUGCAAAUGGCAUGGCAGUGUGUGCGUAGCCCCCACCAGCAUGUGCGUGUCUCUGUCUUGCAUCUCCCUGCUCCUUUUGGCUUCGUCAAGGGAUGCACAGAUGGGUGUUCCGAUCCGCAUGUGUCUGUACUCUUGCAGCACUAGCUCUUUAGAGAUGCUCCUGUCAGUGUCCUCAGGAGGGCUCUACCAUGACAUCACACACUGGGGUCCACUUCAUGUGAUCUAUUACUCUGGCAUAAACCCAUCUGUAAUAUAUUCCAGUAUAGAAACUGUUUAGUUUGUUAAUCAAUUAAGCUGUAUGUCUUAUAAGAAAAUAUGUAAAGGAGUGGGGUGGGGUGGGGGAGGAGAGCUCUCUCGGACCCUUGAAGAUGUAGCUUCCAAAUCUGAACCGAUUAAAUGGCACCUGUACACCAAUUUGUAGAAAGAACAUAUGUGAUGCUCAUGUGUAGUGUGGGGGGGGUGGGAGCGGGUCAUAGAUUCCAGGCCACUGAGUGCUUUGGCCUGAAGCACGUGGUGGGGAGAAAAGUUGAGAGCCUUUUCUCUGAUAGCGAGUGAGGAGACCUUCAGGAGGAACUUAUCACCCAGACCCCAGGAGUUACAGAGCAGUGGCCAUUUGUCACUCAUGUGUCACAGCUGGACAGAGAGUGGCAGGGGGAGGCAGAGUCAUUCUGUGCAUACCCAGUGGCAGGAAGUCCUCCAUGGAACAGAAGUGUCCCUGUGUGAUGUCCUGAGAAGGAAAUGAGCCUAUUUUGUCUUAUUUUCAUAUGUCAGAUUGUGUUUCUCAUGAGUAUACUGUCCUCUGGGUUUAGACCCUGCCCAGGUUUUAUCUUGGGGGAAAAAAAUACUGUCCUCUUCUAGAAUAAGAAUUACUUACAUAACACUAAGUCAAACACUCGAGCUCAGAGGAACCCUCAGGUCAACCUUUAAAAAAAAGCAUUCCCACAGGAACUGCUCCACCUCAGGGGUAUCCCUGACUCUUAUUGUGACUGGUAUUUUCUGUUUCUUUAUUUUUAUACACUUGAACAACCCAAGAAUGGCUGGUUGUCAGAGUUUUGUAUCGUACUUAACAUGACAGCAAUAACUCUGUCCGAAAGUGACUACUGCUCAGUAGCUUCCGCAAUAUGAGUCUGUCUUAAAAGCCAUGAAACUUUGAUGCUGAUGUUUAAGGAAAUCGCUUGGCUGAAGGAGAAUGAAAUGGGAGUGAUUCCCCGCGCUGUGAACCAUCUCGGUGAUGCAUGAGACAAUACCCAGGUGAUUACCCAGCAAUAAUAGGGGCCAGGCCAAGGCCUCCCUCCUUCUCCUCUCCCCCCACCCCCUGCCCUCCUCCUUCACUUUAAUGAAGUACCCACCACAACCCUUUGCACUCUGACCAUUUUGGUGCUCACCACUAUGGUGAUUAUUUCACCUAAAGAAGUGAAAUGCUUGACGUGGAUGGGUGAUGACUGGGAUAUGACUGGCCAGUGGGAUCCUUUUAGCGGCAGAGCCAAAGAGAAUGCCAGUGCUCUGAAAAUUGCCUUAAAUUCAACAGUAUGAAAGCUCUGUCUCUUUUAGAUCAAAGGCCAACCCCUCAGCCCCUUAUGCCCUUGGGACAGGGCUGCUUUUGGGGGGCUGCUUCACACUAGGUUUCAUGAUAGCUUGUCUGCUUUUGUCUUAAGCAGGAGGGGGAAGAAAUACUAUUGAUAGAUGGGUGAGCUUGUCCCUGGAAUAAAAGUAGCCCACUUUCUCCAUCUUAUUAACAUCCUUUCUGGUUGAUUUGGAUUUUAAUAAUGUCUCUGAAUGAGGUAUUCUGUCACUGCUCCCUGUGCUUUUUCAAACUUCUUUGUAUUUCUUAUUGUUUGCUGAUCUCCUCUCUCUCUAGAUCCUUCUCUUCCUAACCUGUGAUAUGUUCCACUCUGCUGUCAACAUCGUAGGACUAAGUGCAGAGAGCAGUCAGCUGUGUGAAAGUGAGUAGCCAAGGGAAUUAUAUGAGUCACAAAAUAACAUCAGAAGACAGCAGACAAUCCCCAGCCAGCAUCUUAGAAGUGCUUGAAAGUCAGAGGAUCUCUCUUAUGUGCAGAAAGAAGGAUUUUUCUUUGCUCAGAUUUAACAACUCAAGAACAAAGCAUUGUCCCUCCCUUGCUGUUGCUGCCUUCUUCAAACUCCACUAUUCUGGUCUCUUCUGCUGGAAGAUACUUGGGAGCUGAUGAGCUUUAGUCCAGAACUCCCUGAAAAACUGGGGCUGGGGGAUGGGUGGGUGGAAAGGAACAUAUCUGAGAUUGAAGUAUCAUGUACAAGUAGAGCUAGGAGCUGGGAGUUUGGCUUCUUGACUGCUUGUUGGGCUGACUUUAUUAGGUCUUCAAAGUGAGAGAGGAAGGGGAACCUGGUGCUCUGAGAAGCCCAGCUUCCUGUCACUCCUCAGGACAGUUGGAUCCAAAGGAUUCUUCUCCUUCUUCUCCUUCUCCUUCUCCUUCUCCUUCUUCUUCUUCUCCUCCUCUUCCUCCUUCUCCUCCUUCUUCUUCUUCUCUUCUUUUUCCCCUACCCCUUCCUUUCCUCCUCCUCCUCCUUCUUCAUCUUCUUUUUUAAUGUUUAUUUAUUGUCUUUUUUAAAAUUUUAUGUAUUUAUUUAUUAUUGGAUAGAGACAGAGAAAUUGAGGGAAAGGGGAGCUAGAGAUGGAGAGAGACCAAGAGAUACCUGAAGCCCUGUGAAGCUUUCCCCCUGCAGGUGGGGUUCCAGGGGCUUGAACAAGGGUCUUUGCGCACUGUAGUGUGUGUGCUUAACCAGGUGUGCCACCAACUGACCUCUUCCAAGGAUUCUUGAUAGAUUGUUCUCUAUAGACUUCUGUAGGAGGGGUGGCUGUGUAUCCACAUGCAAAGAGACAUUAAAUUGUUGUAACAGUCUGGUAAAACCACCACCACACUUACAGUUUUAUAUGUAUUUAGUGUGUGAAAAUUUUAAAACAAUACAGUGGCCUAGUCACAACAUUUCUUCUUGUGAGGGAAAUAAAGAACCAAUGGUCCUCUUGCAUGUUCAAGAAUCUGAUGACUGAGCUUCGUAGGAAUGUCUCCCACAAAUGGACAAGGGCCUAAUCUUCCCCCUCUAGUCAGAAUGAAUGAUUGACCUGAAGAUCAAGGGGUGGAACGGUGUUCUGAAUCUGUUAGCACUAUCAGAGAGAUAUUAUGCAAAUAUACUGGUAGCAGCUGACUGGUACCAAAAAUAGGCCUUGACAAGUGGAAUAGACAAGAAAAGGUGAAUCUUCGUGUUCCCUACUAGGGGUAUGGAAGCUAAAGUGACUUUUGAAUUUUAAAUAUUUAUUUCAAAAUCUCCAUUAUGUAAAGCCAGCUUGUACUAAAUUCUGUCUACACAGGACAGCCCAAGUCUUAAAAACAUUGUGCUCUCUAAAGAAUACUUAUGACUACCUUAGCUGAAACAUGUAUCCUCUGCACCUCACAGAAGGGACUGCAGUCACCCCAGGAAUUUUUUAGCCCAACCUGAUUGGGUCUGAAGGGGAACAACACUUCCAGCUCUCAACCCUCUCUGCAUAUUGGUGAGAGUCCAACAUUUGCCACAGAUAUUAUUAAGCCAUGCAGGGAAACUCCUUUCUGUAAAAGCAACAGGCAAGUCACAAUGUAAAUAGUUAUAUUAGUUCUUUUCCAUGUGGUUAAAAUAUAAAAUUUUAUUGUUUCUUUGGCACAUACUUCUUUCACUCUGAAGUGGUUCUCUUUGACCCAUUUCCUUGGCGACUGAAUAGCAAUGGAAGGCCCCUGUUUAUAUAUGAACUCUGUAUAUUUAACUUUUGCUUAUGUGGGACCAAUGGCCAGUAUAUUCUAAUGGAAACAAAUCUCCUAACCCUUAUCUAGCAUUAAACUGUUCACUUUGCUGUGCUUAUCUUGCAUUGAGACCUACCUUGCACCUGCCUGUUUCUCUGCAUGAUCGGACUCCAAAGACUAAAACGAAUGGUUCAAAUUGUCUUGUGUCAGUGUUCAUAAAAUUGACUUAAAGCACACAUGUAUCCAAACACACCUCACUCAACCUUAUGGCUCUAGGUCUACCCUGGAAGGCAAAACCAUGUAUAACCUGUUGCUUUGCAAGGCCUUAGUGGUGGAAACCAGAAGUCAGUGUGAUGGAUCAAAUUCAGUCUCAGUGAUGUUUAAUAAGGAUGUGAAACUAUCCAAAUUAUUUCUGUGCUCUUUCUCUUUUUCAUUUCUAUUAGAUUUUCUUUAUUUUCAAAAGGUCAGCGGAACAAGAGGGCAAAAGAGGGUAGAACUUUGACUCCUUUGGAAUUUGUAUAGGUGGAUAUUGAGUCAAUACAUUGUGAUUUCUGCUUCCUAUGACUUAUUAAAAAACCAGAGCAAGUCUGAUUUCUUUAAUAUAAAACCAAGUCCAAACUUAGAGUGUGUUAGAAUAUGACAGUUGACAAUGGUUGCUGUGUGAAUAUUUGUCUUGGAUUUUAUGUCCUGAUAGGAGCUCUGAAACCUGUUACGUGUUUUUAUCUUGACAUCUGGGAAAGAAAUGUCCAGUGUGAUCUAAUUUUGCCAGGGAAUAAAUAAGAAAAGAGGAAUGACUUCA
Erinaceus europaeus (western European hedgehog) is the source of this 6912-nucleotide messenger RNA. It is a transcript of the gene MAPK10, whose product is annotated as mitogen-activated protein kinase 10. Gene Ontology annotation, molecular function: JUN kinase activity; ATP binding. NCBI's taxonomy places the organism in Eukaryota, Metazoa, Chordata, Mammalia, Eulipotyphla, Erinaceidae. The record is from RefSeq and is a predicted model, not a curated record. The transcript has 15 exons. Gene Ontology annotation, cellular component: cytoplasm; nucleus. Gene Ontology annotation, biological process: protein phosphorylation; JNK cascade. Bases 574 to 2007 code for a protein of 477 amino acids.